AUGUCGUCCGGGUGCUCGCUCGAGGCCGACAACGUCUUCGGCCCCGUGGUGAGCCAUGCCUGCCGUGAUGGCUUUGAUUUCACUCUACUGUUUGAGCAGUCCAUUCUCGGUCUGCUCCAUGCCCUCGCGUUCCUUCUCGCGUCCCCCCUCCGAGUGCGACACUUGGCCAAGCGAGAUGUUCGUACCCGGAGCAACACGACGAGGAUGGCAAAACUGGUAAUCGCCCUGGGUUUCGCCGCACUACAACUCACGCUGCUCGUCUGCUGGGCGCGCAGCGUCACGCCCCGAACAAAGGUAUCCGUACCAUUCAGCACGAUCAAUCUGGUUGUGGCGAUGGAGAUCAUGGUAUUGUCGUGGAUGGAGGAUGCGCGAUCAGCCCGGCCGUCGUCAUUGCUCAAUCUCUACCUACUCCUGACGCUCCUCUUUGACAUUGCACAGGCUAGAACCCUAUGGCUAGCUCGCAGUGGGGUUCAUAUUCCUAUCUUGUUCACAACAAGUGUCGCAGCAAAGACCACAAUGCUCUUGCUUGAGAGCCUAGAGAAGCGGGAAUACCUCACAGGGAAGUACCAAGACCUGCCGCCAGAGUCGACAAGUGGCAUCGUGAACCGGACCUUCAUGUGGUGGCUGAACCGUCUAUUUCUGGCUGGAUUCCGGUCCUUGCUUACCGUAGGGGAUUUAUUUAUUCUGGAUAAGCGCCUGGCAUCUGUUGGCCUUGCCAAAAAGGCGCAACGAGCAUGGACCCAACGCCGGAGUCCUGAACGACGCUUCGAAUUUCCAUGGCAGAUGUGUCGGGCCCUGUGGUGGCCUUUGGUGUCGGCGGUAUUUCCGCGACUAUGUCUGAUCGGCUUCACUUUCGCGCAGCCCUUUCUAAUCACCUCCACUCUCGACUGGCUCAAUGACCCGCACAGUGCGGAGAACAAAGGCUAUGGUCUGAUCGGAGCCACGGUUUUAAUCUAUUUGGGCUUGGCAAUCUUCACGUUGCAUUAUGAUCAUAAACUGUAUCGCUUUCUUACAAUGUUCCGAGGGGCCGCUUCGUCGUUGAUUUAUGAGCAUGCGCUUCGCAUCCCUGAUGGCGAGCUAGAAGACCGGUCGGCAACGAUCACCCUCAUGACAACCGACAUCGACCGGAUUACGGCUUGUUUGGCUAAUCUGAAUGAAUGCUGGGCUCGCGCAAUUGAAGUUGUUAUUGGCAUUACCCUACUCGCCCUCCGACUCGGUUGGGUCAGUCUGAUGCCAGUGAUCAUCGUAAUCGUAUCCAGUCUAGGCAGCACUCAAAUAUCGAAGAAUAUCGGGAACCGACAAAAGGUGUGGGUGGAUGCGGUGCAGCAACGAAUUGCGAUUACCAGCUCUAUGCUUGCGGAAAUCCAGAUUGUCAGGCGAAUGGGGUUGAGCAAAACCUUCACAAAGCUUAUCCAGGAUCAAAGGGUCCAGGAGACACAUCGGAUGGCAGGUUAUCGAAGGAGUAUCGUUUGGCAAAACAUGAUCCAGAACCUGCCGUGGGCAUUGGCACCGGCUCUGACAUUCGUGGUAUAUGCGUCCCAGGGACAGGCACUCGAUAUCACUAAUGCCUUUAGUAGUCUGUCGGUGAUCACUCUCCUGACGAUCCCAGCCUCAAAGCUUUUAAGUGCCAUUCCAUCGACUGCUGCAGCUGUAGGGUGCUUUGACAGGGUUCAAGCAUUUCUCUUGACUCCAAUCGAACAAUACAACCGGAGGAUCGUGCCUGAUGCUGUGAAGAAUCCUCUCGUCCACACCCACCUGAGAUCUGACAGUUUGGUGUCUCUGCCGUCGAGAAAUUCAGAUUCUGCAAACCCGUCAUCUCCAGUUAUUGUUAUGGAUAGUGUCAGUAUCCGUCCGUUAAUAAAAGCAAAACCUGUGCUGCAGAAUAUCACUUUUCAGGUCCCUCAAGGAGCACUGGUUAUGGUCCAGGGACCGGUAGGAUCGGGAAAGUCCACUCUGCUUCGUACUAUACUCGGCCAAGCUGUGUGCGAGUCGGGUGUCGUUACAGUGGCCAUUCCACGCCCUGCUUAUUGCGCGCAGACGCCAUGGCUCUCAGAUAGCACCAUACGUGAUGCAAUUUGCGGAGGAGCCCAGACGGGACCAGCCAAGGGGCAACCGAUUGAUCGCGAGUGGUACGAAGCCGUCCUGCAUGCGUGUGCCCUUGCUCCAGACCUGAUGCUAUUGCCGAAGGGAGAUGCCACGCAGAUCAGCGGUGGAUCGGGUCCUACGCUAAGCGGUGGUCAGAUGCACCGGGUGGCUCUCGCCCGAGCAGUCUAUGCCCGAAGGAAGCUUGUUCUGUUGGAUGAUGUGUUCAGUGCAUUAGAUCGGAAAACAAAAGCCGUCAUCAUGGAGCGUCUCUUCGGGGGGAACGGUCUCCUUCGAAGGCUUAAGUCGACUGUCAUCUUAGUGAUACAUGAAACUGAAUAUCUCUCAUACGCCGAUCAGGUUUUAGUCCUGUCUGACGGCAACCUCCGACAAGAAGAAGCCCACGAACGAAAGCUUCGCCAACCGAGUUCUUUUCCUACUGCAGCAAAUGAGAGGGACAAUGAAGGAGAGUACAAGGAGCCCACCAUCAAGGACAUAGCGGCUCGGCUCUCUCAAAGAAAUCAGAUCAAUGAUUUGAAAAGGGCAACGGGUGACUUUGCUGUCUACAAGUACUACUUGCGCUAUAUCGGCUGGUCGAAGAUUACGACUUUCCUCAUCUUCGUGAUUGUACAUGUGGUCUGCAGCACGUAUAGUCAAAUCUGGCUGAAACGCUGGGCCAACCGCGGCGGAGGGCAAAAGCCGCUCUACGUGACUGUCUAUCUCCUUCUGGCGAUAUUCAAUACCGUCGGAAUUGGCGGUUAUGUUUGGGCCAUUCUUGUGCUUAUCUCACCCGCAACGGCACGUAGGCUACACUAUGUCGUCCUAAAGACCGUCAUGAGAGCAUCUCCAAGGUUCCUCGCUACUACCGAUAGUGGCACAAUUUUGAACAGGUUUAGUCAGGACAUGACUCUGAUCGAGAGUCAACUGCCUGUUGGCGUUUUGAUUGCAGUUACAAAUCUCUUCUCCGCCGUUGCCAGCGCUGCGCUUAUUGCGACAGGCUCGAGCUAUAUGGCAAUAACCGUGCCUUUCCUCAUCAUUGCCGUUCUCGUUCUGCAGCAUUUCUACCUCAGAACAUCACGACAGAUGCGACUUCUGGAUCUCGAAAGUAAAAGUCCGCUAUAUUCGCAUUUUCUUGAUACCGUCAAAGGGCUUGCCACAAUUCAAGCUUUUGGCUGGGAAGAUGACUUCCGGACGAAGAACCUACGGCUGCUAGAUAAUUCCCAACGGCCACAUUAUCUACUAUACUGCAUCCAACGCUGGCUCACCCUGGCCUUGGACCUAAUCGCUGCAGCGGAAGCGGUGAUUCUCGUUAGCCUGGCCGUAUUUCUGAGGCAUUCGACUAACGUUGGACUACUGGGAGUCUCCCUUAACAACGUGCUUACAUUCAAUAGCAGCCUUUCUUCUUUGAUAUCCGGCUGGACCCAGCUGGAGAUAUCGCUCGGCUCUAUCUCGCGCGUGAAAGACUUUGAGAUGGAAGUGGCCCGCGAAGAAGAGUACCAGAAGAUGGAGCCCCCUCGUGACUGGCCAGAUCAGGGAGCCAUUGAAUUUUCGGGAGUGACAGCGCAGUACAGUCCGGAUGCCAUUGCUCUGAAGGGCGUCUCCUUCAAGGCUUACCCGGGCCAAAAGAUUGGUAUCUGCGGACGCACUGGGAGUGGGAAGAGCUCCCUCUUAUCUACGCUACUCGGCAUGCUCGACAUCACCAGCGGAUCUGUUGUCAUCGACAACAUUGAUCUCGCCGCCAUUCCCCGUGAGACGGUUCGAGAGCAAGUAAUCACCAUUCCCCAGGACCCAUUACUCCUAGUAGGCUGCACCGUGAGACUCAACGUAGACCCAGCCGGGCAGCUCUCCGAUGCCGAUCUGAUUGCUGCCUUGGACCGAGUCGGGCUCUGGACAGACGUACUUGAAGCGAGAGGCGGACUCGACGCGGAGAUCAAAGACGCCCUCUCGUUAUCGCGGGGUCAGCAGCAGCUUCUGGAGCUUGCCCGUGCCAUGCUGAAGCUCCACGUAAGCCACUCCAAGAUUGUCCUUCUGGAUGAAGCAACCAGUGGCGUUGAUGUGGAAACAGAUGCCCGGAUGCAGGAUAUUCUGCGACAGGCGCCGUUCAACUCAUGCACAAUCCUGACCGUGGCCCAUCGUGUCUCCACGAUCCGGGAUUCGGAUCUGGUGAUUGUUCUGGAUAAGGGAAGGGUAGUGGAAAUGGGUAAACCUGGGGUUCUUGCUGGUCAGAACGGGAGUAAUUUCGCCAGUCUUUUGAAUAUCUAGUAGUCACUCGUCGUGAAUGAAUGAAGUCUCCAC
Aspergillus sclerotioniger CBS 115572 is the source of this 4377-nucleotide messenger RNA. Its product is annotated as multidrug resistance-associated protein. The record is from RefSeq and is a predicted model, not a curated record. NCBI's taxonomy places the organism in Eukaryota, Fungi, Ascomycota, Eurotiomycetes, Eurotiales, Aspergillaceae. Gene Ontology annotation, biological process: transmembrane transport. Gene Ontology annotation, cellular component: membrane. The coding region runs from base 1 to 4344 and encodes 1447 amino acids. The transcript is spliced from 11 exons. Gene Ontology annotation, molecular function: ABC-type transporter activity; ATP hydrolysis activity; ATP binding.